Xyrauchen texanus (razorback sucker) is the source of this 2802-nucleotide messenger RNA. RefSeq names its product gastrula zinc finger protein XlCGF57.1-like. Bases 352 to 1632 code for a protein of 426 amino acids. Lineage: Eukaryota; Metazoa; Chordata; Actinopteri; Cypriniformes; Catostomidae. The record is from RefSeq and is a predicted model, not a curated record. The transcript is spliced from 4 exons.
CACAGUGCACGGUAGGGGGCGGUAUGUGCUCGUGGCGCCAAACCACCAAUAAACGAGGAAGAAAGAGGCUCCUUCGUCUGCUGUAAGAUGGUUCAUAUACAGCUCUGGAAAAAAUUAAGGGACCACUGCAAAAUGAUCUGCAUAUCUGGAUAUACCAUUUAUAGAUCAGCUCCUCCAUACCACACAGCGAUCAUGAUUCACCUCUGCAGUGAAGACACUCCCACAGCAAUUCACCAAUAAAUGCUGUGAUUAUUUCCAUCAUCCAACAAGUGAAGAAAGAAAAAAGUGGUUUAUAAAGAGGAACAACUCCAAGUGUGAACCACUGAAGUUUACUGGCAUACUAUUAUAAAAAUGCAGUGUGUUAAAGAAGAGUUUAAAGAGGAGAGUGAAGACAUCAGUAUAACAGAUACAUGUAGAAUUAAACAUGAAGAUACUGAAGAACAAAGAGAUGUGAUUGAAGUAAAAGAAGAAGGUCAAGGACUGAAUGACGUGGAGGAGAAACACCAUCAGUAUCAGGCAUCUGAUCAUUUCGUCACUGGUGAAGAAUCUUCUACUGUCUCAAAGACUGAAAAUAAUUUCUUACAGAAAAGAACUCAAAAAACAAGAGGCAAAAAAACGUACACCUGCUCUCACUGUGGAAAGAGUUUUGCACAAAAAGGAACCCUUAACGCUCACUUAAAAUUUCUCACUGGAGAAAAGCCUUUCACCUGCCUUCAGUGUGGAAAAACUUUUGUGCAAAAAGGAGACCUUAAAUGUCACAUGAUAGUUCACACUGGAGAGAAAUCUUUCACCUGCCAUCUGUGUGAAAAGAGUUUCACACACAAAAAAAACCUUAACACUCACUUAAAAUGUCACACCGGAGAGAAGCCUUUCUCGUGCUUUCAAUGUGGAAAAAGUUUCACAUUUAAAAGAGGCCUUAAGUGUCACAUGACAAUUCACACUGGAGAGAAGCCUUUUACAUGCCCUCAAUGUGGCAGGAGUUUCAGAGACAGAGGACACUUUAAGAGUCACAUGAGAAUACACACUGGAGAGAAAUCUUUCACUUGUCAUCAGUGUGGCAAGAGUUUCACACACAAAAGAAACCUUAACACUCACUUAAAACGUCACACUGGAGAGAAGCCUUUCUCGUGCUUUCAAUGUGGAAAAAGUUUUGCAUUUAAAAGAGACCUUAAACGUCACAUGCAAAUUCACACUGGAGAGAAGCCUUUUACAUGCCCUCAAUGUGGCAAGAGUUUCAGAGAGAGUGGACACUUUAAGAAUCACAUGAGAAUACACACUGGAGAGAAGCCUUACACAUGCCAUCAGUGUGGCAAGAGUUUCACACAAGUAGGCCAUCUCACACUUCAUCUGCAGUAUCACUCUGGAUUGAAGCCAUUUAACUGUGAUCAGUGUGGCAAAACAUUUAUGCUGGCAUCACAUCUAAAGGCACACUUGAUUACUCAUACUAAUGAGAAACCUCACGUGUGUUCGUUUUGUGGAAAGAGUUUCGAUACAUCAUCAAACCUGAAAACACAUGUAAGAGUGCAUACUGGAGAGAAGCCAUACCACUGUACUUCAUGUGGGAAGAGUUUCAGCUCAUCAAGUAAUCUACAGACUCAUUUAAAAAAGCAUUGUCCAAAACUGUCAUUGUGACAGGUGAAGCGAAUAACAUUUAUUAUCUCAUUGCAAUGGCACCUGUCAAGGGGUGGGAUAUAUUAGGCAGCAAGUGAACAGUCAGUUCUUGAAUUUCAUGUGUUGGAAGCAAAAAUGGGCACCCGUAAGUAUCUGAGCGACUUUGACAAGGGCCAAAUUGUGAUGGCUGGACGACUGGGUCAGGGUGUCUCCAAAACGGCAGGUCUUUGCAGUGGUUAGUACCGACUGAAAGGGGUAUAAGGACGGACAAUCGGUGAACCGGCGACAGGGUUAUGGGCACCAAAGGCUCAUUGAUGCGUGUGGGUAGCAAAGGCUAGCCCGUCUGGUCCGAUCCCACAGUAGAGCUACUGUAGCAGAAAUUGCUGAAAAACGUAAUGCUGGCCAUGAUAAAAAGGUGUCAGUACACACAGUGCAUUGCAGCUUGCUGCGUAUGGGGCUGCGUAGCCGCAGACCGGUCAAAGUGCACAUGCUGACCCCUGUCCACUGCCGUAAGCGGCUACAAUGGGCACGUGAACGUCAGAACUGGACCAUGGAAGAAUAUUAUUCGGACAUUAAUUUCCCAACGCAGUGCGCACCCGUGUGGGAGUUUCUGCAGACCGUUGUCUACAAACUCACAGGACCAGAAUCCCCUUCAAUAAGACUGCUACGUGGUUAUUUGUCAUGCUAAGCAGUACUGGAACCACAUUUGUUAUGUGAGUUUGUAUGAAGAAGAAAGUUGUCAAACCUACCUUAAACAAUUUAUUUAUAUAUAUAAAUAUAUAUUUUAGCUGUUAGAUGCUCCACUAUCUUCACCAGCUGGUUGCAGAGGUUGACCAAGCUGAUAAUGCAUUUUUAUACGUGUGCCACUGUGUUCUUGUGCCACUUUCUGUUAACCUUAUUGUUGUAAUGUUAAAUGUACUGUUGAAACAAAGCUAUUUAUGUAAUUUUUUUUAAGGUUUGUUAGCAUAAAUUGGAUGAAUUGAGAUGGUUUAUUUGCUGUUUUAUUGUUUAAAGAGAAUGAAAAUAUGCUUAUAUACUUAUGCUUUCUCUAUAAAACACGAUUUCUAUUUUUUGUCUGUGUAUAGUUACAAUAAUGGAAGGUAGUAAAAUAUGAAACUAUGACAUACUCUCUGCAGUAAAGCGAAGUAAACCUGAGUUGUUAUACAGGUGAAACUCGAAAAAUUUGAAUAU